Peronospora belbahrii is the source of this 2055-nucleotide messenger RNA. Lineage: Eukaryota; Oomycota; Peronosporomycetes; Peronosporales; Peronosporaceae. The record is from the annotation of a GenBank genome assembly.
AUGAUUGAGACGGAGAUGGACAGCCACAUAACGACCAAGACUCGUGCUAAACCUCGGACGACGAAAUCAGCGACUUUUGAGACUGCUGUCGGUCUUAAUAACAUGAAAAAAAAGGUCAAGAGAAGACGUGUAACGCAGAAGCGACGAGAAGCAGAGGAAGAAGACGUGUACAAGACGCACAAAGAGAUGAGGCAAUUACCGCUGGGACCUGACAGUCUGCAGCUGAUGCAGCAGUUGCACGAAGACCAGCGAUACGAUCGUCCGCCGAGAUCAAUGCCAGAUAUUGCCGGCAUUAAGAGUUUGUCACAAUAUGAGGCUCAGUCAGAUGUGAAAAAAAUCCAGCAUCAACUAACAGCGUUUGAAGCUUGUGCGGGGAUCAAAAUGUCAGGAAAACGUUCAAAGGUUGGGGACAAGGACCAUCGUCGUCUUUUUCUUGUAGACGAGACUGGUAGCAAGGUGAAUACGGAUCCACUCUCUGCAGGGCUAAAGAAUCGUCGUGCACGACCAAGUGGAGUCAUUGCGCCGGAAGAGAUUGUGGAGACUAUACCGGCUGCCCGACGUGCUGUGCGCAUCACACAACGUGAGCUUCGAGCCUUGAAAACCGAACGCGAAGACUUAGAGCGGACAUAUGUCCGACAUCGCUGCACGUUACUGUGGCAAAUAGGCGAGAUGAAGCGUAUGCAGAAGCAGCAGAGACGUGUAACACGUGCGCUAAGUCGUAAAGUGGUGAAUACGGCAAAGAGCUUGGAGUCGAGUCGACGGCGCACUAGCGCACUUCAGGACAUCAUGACGGAGCUAAAAGCGCGAGGCAACCGUAUAUUGUGCCUGACUCGUGAAAAGAGCAGGCUUGAAGCAAUGCUAGAAGCUCAUAAUGUUGAGCUUCCUGAGAUUGAUGAGGUUUGUACUGGUGACCGUGUAAGUUGGACUCCAUUUGGGACCGGUCGUGUGCUUGAUUUGCGCAUAGGUACACGACAACUUGUGGUAAAGAUGGACUUUGGUGGCAUUGGCUACAUUCACGAAGAAGAUGUGGAGGUCUUGCCAUCAGGCAUGACGUUUACCGAAACCGAAGUAGAGCUUAAAAAGCGUUUCUUCGAGAAAAUAGGAGCGCUUGUGCAGCCUACAGGCAAGCUGCGUGUGUUGAACGGAGGCUUUGACUUCACACAAUUUGAUAGUGAAGAGGAGAAGACCUCAGACUAUGAUAGUGACGAAGAUUCAUUAUCAGAAGAGGAUACAGGGGCUACAUUUGGUGAUGAUUAUAUGGAAGACACAGGUCAGCGUAAAGGUAAGAAGCGACGACUCAUUAUGACACCGACGCCUGGAGGUAGCAGUAAAGAGUUGAAGAACCGUCGUGUGAUCGAGUUUCCAGCAUGUACGAUACCGGUCGUUCCGUAUGAAACGGGACUUUUGAUAAGUCCUUUAAGUGCGCUGCCCGAUCGUGUAGCUGCUGUUGGCCCCGGUGCAGUUCAGUGGCUUCCGUCAUAUCUGCCUAAAAACAUGGAGGAGUGGGAGCAAGAGCGGUUAUCUUCACUUCAAAUGAAGGGUGAGAUCGAACGGCUGCGAUAUCAGCUUCAGAAAGCCGAAGCGCAAAAGCUGGAUGCACAGCAACUUGCGAGUGAUCAGCUCGAGUCGAUUAAUCAGCUUGUAUCACAGUUGGACAAACUACGAGAUAAUGCUGGUAUUCUAAGCGGCCCAAGCAAUUCAGCUAGCACGUGCGAAACCUGCAGUAGCCAGAAUGCACCAAUGGUCAAGAAUUCGUAUCACGGCAAAGGCGGCAUGAUUCAGCGGAAAGAUUUUGGUGCCAAACAAGACAAUAGUGAUGAUGAACUCUCUGAGACCAAUAGCAAGAGUUCAAGAGUCGGUGACAACGACAGUAUACACAGUGAUGCGAGGAAAGCGUCAAAGAGAAAGCACAACAAUACUGAAAGCGCAGAGGAUGAGACCAGCAUCGAGACAAAUGACGCUACAAGUGCUAAGACCAAAGCAAAAACCAAGCCUAUCAAGCGCUCUCUUCGACCACGAAGAAAAGCUGCUACAGUCUCUCCAAAGCGGAAGUAG